CACGUAGGGUUGUUGACAAGUUAUGCUGGCCUUCUCGCCGCCGCACCACACUUCUCGUUCGCGCUUUCCCUUCGCUCUGGCACAGUGGCGUCUCAGAAAAACACUCUUAGCACAAAUUUAUUUGCAUCUGGCCAAGAUUUGUUGCGGACGACGACAUAUCCCACAGCCGAUGACAGAACUAAAGAGUGUCUGGCUACCAUAAACGAGCUAAGGAGCGAAAAUCUCAAGGGCCUGUUACGAACCCUCGCCGAGACAAAUGGCGAAGAGGUGACUGAAAGCCUGACGACAAUAAAUGUAGACAACCCGGCAAGCCCUACUGCCGAUAAAGUUGCAGUAAAGCUUGCAGGUGAAGAUGUAAACACAUGCGCAUCGGGUAAAGACGCGGAUGCGAAGACGUAUCCCGGACUCGUGAUUCCGUUCACGCAUGAGACGCAAUUCAAUUGCAGCGCUUUGAUCCAGGCGGCCUAUACAGCCGGACUUAACCACCUCAAACAGUCGAACUUCGAGCCCUCAACAGGGGCAUACAAUGCUGAAAACGUUACAUUUAACAACGUGAACGCCAGCAAUGUGGCGUUUCUGCUGUCGGAGAAAAGCAAAAAGGUCUCAUGUGCCGCCGCCAAAGACUGCAAAGCAGGCUACAACGUUUUUUGCUACUUCAUAGAGCCACUUCGCACUGGAGAUAAGCCUUUCACGCUUUACAAUGCUCUUUGGGGAUUGGAAACAGGCGCAGCGUUCAUUUCGGUUUCCAGCGUCAUCGCUGUUCUCGUUGUCUUUGCUCUGAUUAUUCGCACUUGA
Messenger RNA from Eimeria tenella, 795 nucleotides. Its product is annotated as SAG family member. Lineage: Eukaryota; Apicomplexa; Conoidasida; Eucoccidiorida; Eimeriidae. The record is from RefSeq and is a predicted model, not a curated record.